CCGUUCUUCUUCUUCUCCAACCCAUCCGUCUUUCAUUUUCCACGCUCCUUGGCCUCCAUCAUCAUCAUCAUCAUCAUCUGUAUUACGUGUUUAAACUUCGAAUCUCAUCAAAUAUUCUCAAGCAACAAAUUAGCUCGUUUCAAUCAACCAGGUAUAAUAGAUCUUUCAGGGAUGUACUCUACAAAAGGGAAUCCGUUGCACAAUCAGUGCAGAUCCUCACAUGGUAGAGGUAGAAACCGUGCCAAUGAUCACAAUGCCCCUGUUUCUACCAAUGCCUACAACAACAAAAAGUACUUCAGUAGCAGCUUUCCACAUCAAGAUCUCCAUCUUCCAGAUAAAUAUGCAAAAAAAAUUAGGGACUGUUGCUACAACUACAUUGACAAUUCUGUGAAACCUGAGGUUGAACCUUCCACGAAAAGAAUGAAGUGUUCAUCUCCUUCACGGGAGAUGCACCAUCAGCAAAACCAUGCACUUAAUAAUAUUCCAUCAAGGCAACUGCCCACAAAUAACAGUUUGCAUCCAAAAAAUCAGGGUGCCUAUGGCAGUGCCACCACAACCUACAACCAUAAUCUUACCAUUUCCGUUUCAAAUGUUAAAGAUAGUGAUAGAACUUGUUCUGAUGGGUAUGGGUCUAAUAUCUACAAGCGUGUUCGGUCAGAAAUUGAAGAUGGUGACAUUGAGGUGGGUUUUAUGUCUAGAGAGGAAAUUGACAGGUGCUCUCCAUCUAGGAAAGAUGGUAUUGAUGCUGUGCACGAAAUGCAACUGCGAUAUUCAUAUUGUGCUUUCCUUCAGACGCUUGGAGCCCGACUUGAAUUGCCACAGACCACAAUUGGGACUGCCAUGGUUCUGUGUCACCGAUUCUUUGUUCAUAGGUCUCAUGCUUGUCACGAUAGAUUUCUGAUCUCUACUGCAGCUCUCUUUCUAGCUGCUAAAUCAGAAGAGACACCAUGCUCUCUCAACAACGUGUUGAGAUAUGCUGCUGAAAUAUUUCAUAAGCAGGACUUUGAAUAUUUAUCAUACAUACUUCCCAUUGUCUGGCUUGAACAAUACCGUGAACGCGUUAUUGAGGCUGAGCAAUUGAUCUUGACAACUUUAAAUUUUGAGCUCAGUGUGCAGCACCCAUAUGGUUCUCUUACAUCCACCCUUGAGAAAUUGGGAUUUUCCCAAUCAGUUUUGGUGAAUUUGGCAAUGAACCUUGUCAGUGAAGGGUAAGAGUUGUUCUUCAUUUCAUUCUUCUGAAUUGGGGUAUUUGUUAAUUUUUAUGGAAGAUUCUCUCUUUGGCCAUCAUAAUAGAUUGGAAAUUGUGAUGCCAAGUUUCAUUUAUGUUAAAUGCUGCCACCUUUAAGAAUUGCUAUUUUCGUAGUAGCAUUUACUCAUUAAAUACAUGGUUUUUAGGAGCAAUGUGGCUGGAGAUGAGAACAAAUAUGUUCUUUCGUUCUGCUUUUCCUAACAGUUUUACAAUUGCUUGUAGCUUCUGUGCAAGUUCUACUUUACAUGCCAUUAUUGCUCUUAGUCAUUUUGGAGCUGAUUUUGAUACCUUUGGAUUGACAUAAAAUUGCAGGGUCUUUAGAAGGAUUAGCUUGCUCGCUUGUAUGAUAUUCUUAGCUGGCGGUUGAUAUGCUGUACAUCAAUAGUUUUGUUUUUCAUCUGAAGUUAAAACUAGCCACUAGUGAAUGCUUUUCACCUAACAUAUAAAUAGCAACUCAUUGGCCGUAGAAGAUAUUCGCAGAUGUUCCUGGAACAAUUUUGCCAUGACAUUGUGUUCAUGACACGGAGAAGGAACCUACUGACUUAUUGAGUGUUCAAAGCUUUACUUUCCAUAUUACCUAAUCCUUCCAGCCCCAAAACAAAUUCCGAUAUGCUAUUACAGGGUCAAGCUAAAUUUGUUUUCCUUGUGUAUUUUCAUUGAUCAUUUUAUAAAAUAACACUCAUAUCACCUCUUAUUUUUUACUCAGGCUGUCCCUAAAAGAGUUUUACAGUUUCCUUUUUCUUAUGUUUCCAAAUAAACUUAACACUCCUUUUAGGAAAUGAAUAUGUGGAUCUUAUCAUUUCUCUAUCUUUAGAAAAAAUCUAACUAUACAAUUUUAACUGAACACUUUUCACUAUUCAAUACUUUUCAUGAACUCCGUGAAGUCAAACUUUAAGUUAUUAUAAGGAAGUACAACUUUAGAUGUAGAAGUAUAUGAAUUUUAGUUUUCAUUUCUACUAUAAUUUUCAAAUAAAACAAGUUGAAAUAAUAUUAGUCACCCAUUGUAAACCAAAAUGAGAACUUGUUUUUGGGACAGAUGAUGUAUGUUUUUUUGUGUCUACAUAGGACACCUGUACAGUGUUUGGCCAGUAUUUUGAUGCACCGUAGGGAACUGGUAUAUUUGCAUAUUUUCAUGAUAUCUUGAUUGAAUACUUUCUUCAAGGUCAUGCCUAAUCAAGUGUACACCUGCAAUAUGCAGACUAUGUGCGACCCAUCCUAUUUUUCUUUUCACCUAGAGUCUGUUUCUUGGGUUUGGAGUUUGAAACCAUGACUUCUAACCAGGAUGCGUAACCACUGUAACAAAUAUGAUCUUUUCCAUUUUCAUAAAAUACAAUAAAAUGCUGUUGAUGCAAUAGUUUUUUUAAAAUAUUUUUGUAACCCUUUUCCUUUGAAAAAAUCAUAUAAUGGAUAUGAGUUAUUUAUUUAUUAUUAAUUUACUUAUUAUUAAUCUAUUUAUUUAUUAUUCGUCCUUUCACUUUUUUUUGUUUUAUUUGGAUUCAAAAGUGAGGUUAUACAGUUCUCACUUUGUAAUCCUUGAGCACAUAGUGCAUGAGAAUGGGAGACCAGGAGAGUUGAUUUCAUGAGUAUGGGAAAGAUGAGAUUUUAAGUAUCAGAUCUGAGUGGCUAUUAGAUUGGAUAAUAGUGAAGCAACUGCUGUGGUGGAACAUAUAACAUUGAUAUCACAUGAGAUUUUGGCGGACAACUUUGGGGAUGUGAUGCACAGAACUUGCACUGCGCAUGGUCAGUACCAUCUAAGAAAUUGAUUUAAAGUUU
Messenger RNA from Cuscuta campestris, 3022 nucleotides. NCBI's taxonomy places the organism in Eukaryota, Viridiplantae, Streptophyta, Magnoliopsida, Solanales, Convolvulaceae. The record is from the annotation of a GenBank genome assembly.